AUGUUACUCGCUCAAAGGCCGAUCCCAAUUCCUUCCCCCACCUCAUUCCCUUUCUCUCCAUCAUCCACCGUACUCCCUUCUACCGUCCCAGAAAAUGCACCGGAACAUUGUCCCGGCGUAGAAUCAUCCGACGCGGGUAAAGCGGAUGCAUGUGAAGGUUGUCCAAAUCAAGCAAUUUGUGCCGAAGGUCCUAAAGGUCCAGAUCCGGAUAUACCAUUGAUUCGAGAGAGGAUCAAGUCGGUGAAGAGGAAGGUUUUGGUCUUAUCUGGGAAAGGCGGAGUUGGUAAAAGUACUUUUACAGCUGGUUUGUCUUGGGCUUUAGCGGCCGAUGAGGAAUGUCAAACCGGAAUCAUGGACGUUGACAUUUGUGGACCUUCCAUACCCCUUCUCAUGGGAUUAUCAAAUUCUACCAUUCACACUUCUUCAUCCGGUUGGUCACCAGCAUACGCGCUCGAUAAUCUCGCCGUCAUGUCCAUAGGUUUCCUCCUCCCUUCUUCUUCCGACGCUGUCAUAUGGAGAGGUCCUAAGAAAAACGGAUUAAUCAAACAAUUCCUCAAAGAUGUCGAAUGGGGUGAUCUCGAUUACCUCAUAGUUGAUACACCACCAGGGACGAGUGAUGAACAUUUAAGUAUCGUACAAUAUCUCAAAGAAGCAGGUAUAGACGGUGCUAUCUUAGUCACCACUCCUCAAGAAGUAGCAUUACAAGAUGUGAGAAAAGAAAUUGAUUUUUGUAGGAAAGUAGGGAUACCUAUCUUAGGUUUGGUGGAGAAUAUGUCAGGUUUCGUUUGUCCUAAAUGUAAUGGUGAAAGCGAGAUUUUCGCCCCUACGACAGGAGGAGCUGAAGCUAUGGGUAAAGAAUUAGGAAUUGAGGUUUUGGGAAAAGUACCUUUAGAUCCUAGGAUAGGUAUGACAGGUGAUAGGGGUGUCAGUUUUUUAGAAGAAUAUCCUGAUAGUCCUGCCACAACGGCAUAUUUGGAUAUCGUACAAAGAGUUAGGGAGUUAUUAGGAGAU
Tremella mesenterica DSM 1558 is the source of this 1011-nucleotide messenger RNA. RefSeq lists its product as uncharacterized. Gene Ontology annotation, cellular component: cytosol. Gene Ontology annotation, molecular function: 4 iron, 4 sulfur cluster binding; ATP-dependent FeS chaperone activity; ATP binding. The transcript has 3 exons. Gene Ontology annotation, biological process: iron-sulfur cluster assembly. Lineage: Eukaryota; Fungi; Basidiomycota; Tremellomycetes; Tremellales; Tremellaceae. The annotation marks the transcript as partial. The record is from RefSeq and is a predicted model, not a curated record.